Strongylus vulgaris is the source of this 96-nucleotide messenger RNA. Lineage: Eukaryota; Metazoa; Nematoda; Chromadorea; Rhabditida; Strongylidae. The record is from the annotation of a GenBank genome assembly.
AUGCAAAAAACAUUGACUGGACCUUUCAGCGAGAUUGGACUUCGCCCACAGCGCAAAGAAGACACUGCAAAAGCAUGGGAUGAAAUUUCGCCGUAA